AUGGCAGUUUUGGAUGGAUCGAUCAUGGGAGAGUCUUCUAAUUCUUCUGCUUCUUACAUUCACAUGGUGCAGCACCUGAUUGAGAAGUGUUUGAUCUUUCACAUGUCAAAGGAAGAAUGCAUGGAGGCUCUGUCCAAGCAUGCAAAUAUCAAGCCUGUCAUAACAUCCACUGUGUGGAACGAGCUAGAGAAAGAAAACAAGGAAUUUUUUGAGGAGUAUGCCAAAGCUAAGAGUAAAGACGACCGAAUGUCGGAGGAAGAGACAAGCCAAAUGAUACAGAAGAUGAUCUCAGAUUCCUCUAAAGAUUAUGAGACCACACCAGCUUCAUUGACAACUGGGUGA
Molecule: messenger RNA, 342 nt
Organism: Sphenostylis stenocarpa
Lineage: Eukaryota; Viridiplantae; Streptophyta; Magnoliopsida; Fabales; Fabaceae
Source: the annotation of a GenBank genome assembly